This is a messenger RNA of Lecanosticta acicola, 2014 nucleotides long. The record is from the annotation of a GenBank genome assembly. Lineage: Eukaryota; Fungi; Ascomycota; Dothideomycetes; Mycosphaerellales; Mycosphaerellaceae.
AUGCCGGACACUUACGACUACAUUAUUGCAGGGUAAGUCGGCUCCAACAGUAGUAAUGGCAGCACGCGAGCCUGACAUGCAUACUUAGUGGUGGAACAUGUGGGCCUGUUGUUGCAGGACGCUUGUCAGAGGACCCCAACCUCAAGGUCUUGAUCAUUGAGUCAGGCUCGCCAAGCGCAGAACUCGACGAUGUCCAGAUGCCAGGAGCAUGGACGAAAUGCCAUUACGGAGAGACCGACUGGAACAUUGUCUCUACGCCACAGGCUGGCCUGCAGAACAGAGAAUGCAGACUCCCACGAGGAAGGUUUCUGGGAGGAAGCAGUGGCUCUAAUGGCACCAUCUGUAUUCGAGGAGUGAAGCAGGACUACGAUGACUGGGGUUUCCCGGAGUGGAGUGGCGAUGAGAUGUUCAGAGCCAUGAAGAAGGUGAGGAAAAUCGCAACAAGGUCACGAUCACAUCUGACACGCCAUCACUAGUCCGAAAAGUUCGUUCCUAAGAAAUGGUUCCCUCAUGAGGAGAGCGCUCAUGGCUUUGAUGGUCCUCUUCGCAUCGAACCAGCUGAGGCGCCCUUCCCGAUCGCACACAAGAUGUUCGAAUCUUUCCAGUCCAAAGGGCUACCAUACCGACCCGACAUGUUCAGCACAGGAGAAGCGGCCAACGGCUGUGGUCAUGCUAUGAGGACCACUUGGAAAGGCUCUCGUACCACCGCUGCCGACUACAUCACGAAGGACUACGAACGGAAGAACGUCACCAUCAUCUGUCACGCGACUGUUGACAAAGUCAUCCUAGAGAAGGGAGCAGACGGAGAACUUGAGGCCAAGGGCGUUGAGUACCUCGACAAUGAUGGCAAUCGCUACUCAGCCAAUGCAAGCCGAGAAGUUCUUCUUGCCGGUGGCACCUACUGCUCUCCAGCAAUGCUUAUGCGCUCUGGAAUCGGACCUAAGGAGGUUCUCAACAGCCUCAACAUCCCCGUACAGCUCGACAUUCCUGGCGUUGGUCAGAACCUACAAGACCAUCAACUCAUCUUCAUGUACUACGAGCUCAGCGAACCUGAUCUCACUGAUGAUGCUCGCGUCAACCACGAUCCCGAUGCGUACACCAACGGCCACAAAGAAUGGGAAGAGAAGAAGUCUGGUUGGCUAUCAACUUUCCCGUUCGGCGCUUUCGGCUUUGCAAGACUGGCAGACCGCCUCGAGCGAGACAGUGAGGAAUGGCGCAACUUCCCACGCCGCGAGGGCCGUGAUCCAAUGGAUCUUACCGAGACUCAGCCAAACAUGGAGUUCUUCAACACUAUCUGCUAUGGUGGACCACCAGAGUACACCGACUUUCCUAAGUCCGGUGAAUGGGCUUUCUCGGCUUGCACAUUCCUUUGUGGCGCCAUGUCGCGAGGCGAGGUCAAGAUCAAGACCACAGACCCCUUCGAGCCUCCAUGGGUCGACCCAAGAUACCUCUCCGACCGCAGGGACUUGCUGAUGAUGUCUGAGGGAGUUCGCUUCCUGAACGAAGUCGUCAUGGAAGGUGCUGGGACGAAGAAUAUUGUCAAGGGCGGCUGGCCACGCGGCACAAGCCACCACCUCAACAAGACCAACGAAGACUGGCAUUCAUUUGUGCAGAAGUAUGCUUCGACUUCGUACCACCCUGGUGGAACUUGCAAGAUGGGCAAGGCCGAGGACAAGACGUCUGUCGUCGACAAGUACCUGAGGGUUCAUGGCUGCAAGAACUUGAGAGUUGUCGACUGUUCGAUCAUGCCUUCGCUGCACAGCGGACACACUCAGAUGCCGGUAAGUACAACUGUCACACCAAUAAUCAAAGUCAUUUGCUUACAGAUUUUUCUCUUCUACAGGCUUUCGGUAUUGCCGAGAAGGUAUCGGAGUACAUCAAGCAGCAGACUGGUGGAGCGAAGGUGACCAACGGCACGAACGGCGUGACCAAUGGUUCCAACGGCAUGACCAACGGCACGAACGGCGUGACCAACGGUGCCAAUGGCGUUAACGGCAUCAAUGGGCAUCACUAG